AUGUCACAUCCGCUCGUGGCAGCUGUGUGGGAACAACUCGGUCGUCGUGAUGUAGGCAACAUUCUACGGGAGAUCAUCGGCGAACAUGCGGCAGAGCUGGCUGUAUUCCACAUGCAAGAUGAUGCCUCUCGAAUCGAACCGCUUAUACGACCUGUGCUUUGGAUCAAGGCCAUAUUCGACUUACAGCGAGCUUAUCUGCAAGGCUUGACCAAUGUGCACGACUGUCAUCCAUACUUUUUGCCCUACCUCUUGCCUUCGGAAGCGAUUUUCUCGACCCUGAUGUACUUGAUCCGGGUCAAAUCAGACUUAUUUCCGUCUAAUACCCCGGCGCCUCCCGACCUUGCUCGGCAUCGUCAUUUCUUUGCGCAAGUUCUACUUGGCGGGAUCCGACUGCUCCUGUUGCGUGGUGACGCAAUUCCACCCGAUCUGAGAUUCAACCUGGAGCGGGCGAUGAGGGCAGCAUGGCACCAUCCCGAUUUAUCCAGUGCAGAAAGCUAUCUGGUCAUGGACUUACUACCACGAGCGAUAGAUCAGAUUGGUUCUCCAGAGCUGGCGAAGAAGCAGAGUGCUCUGCUGACCUCCAAUAAUACAUCUCUUCCAUCUUUCGCGUCAGGACUCUAUCCCUUUUCAAUAGCCCCGGAAACUCUUAUGACAGAUCUGUUGACGGGUAUUGUCGCAAACAAGACGGAUUAUCUAACCUCGUUUUGUACUCUGUUCGAUAUCAUAAGCGCCGCCGAGUUUGCGCUUAUCCAGUGUCAUGUUGAUCGUCGCCGUAUUUCACAAGAACAAGGAUAUUCCAAUGCCGCGGCCAGCAAGGUGGAAGAGGCCUUUGCGCAAGCUCAAGAGACGCGAAAAAAACUGGUGAGGACUGUAAUGGCGGCAUUCGACGAUGAAUUUUCUGCGCCACCUCUCCAGGUUCUCGCAACUCUCAUAUUGAGCCAUAACGCUGAGGGACAACCGCCGCUACAAACCCGCCGCAUCAGGGACAGCUGGACGCGCUUUUUACGCAUUAGAGGCGUUCUGGAAGACUCUCUGGGGCUUCUUGUGAGAUGGCUCAUCAAUCGUCGAGUUCAGAUGUGGGACUGCAAUGGGGAGCUCGAGUCGAUUUCCCAGGAUUACCAGCGUCAUUUGACACAGUGGCUUCAGAAUGCUUCGUUGCCGGAUCCUGCGGCUCAGCCUCAGAGCCGGGACAAGCGGGCCAGCAUUCUGUACGCUGUUGACUGUCCCGCGGUUCACAUGGUUCCCAAAGCCCUCCUCGAAGAGCAGUUGACCAGCCGCGACACACUCUAUGAGGAGACCCCAGAGUUUCUCACUCUGAAUAUUUCCUGUCCGUUAUGCCCUGGAGAUAUCCGAAUUCAGCACGCUCGCAUGAUCAAUCCGCUAGGCCAAACUGGAUUGCAAGAUGUAUCCGAGUCAAACCGCAGUAGACGGUAUUCUAUAGCAGAUUCUGCUUCCAGAGAUACGACAUCGCAGUCAAGCUCGGCCAGCCACACUACCAGCUUAGACCCUAGUGAAUUUCCCAGAAGUCCUGUUUCGCCCAUAACACGCACCCUCGGCUUCUCUGAUCUUAUGACAAAGCAUUCGAAUACGUCUGUCACGGAGCUGAUUAGUCCGCUUUCAUCGCAUGCCUCUUCUGAUCAAUUGCGCGAAAGACAGGGCACCAGGAGUCUUUCUAGGGAGCUCAAAAGCGUGAAGAUACCUUUUUCAAGCGGGGCGUUACUAUUCAGGAAAGCCUCCGCCAAGCAGAAGUUACCGCGGCAGCCACGGUCCUGCUUUUCCGCGACAGGCCGGACUCUGCUCCUAUGGGGAGCGGGUACCAGCUGGGUCAUGCGGUUUGAGGUUUCAACCAUGGAAGGGCAGAGGAGCAAGGGUCACAGAUACGACGUGUCUGGGGUUCAAUAUGCUGCAGUGGGAGACAGACGUUGCGCUGUGAUCGCCGCUGUUGGAGAGCACCUCGAGCUGCUAAUAUUCAACAGCACUGGUACCAUCGCUGACGCGUACCUGACGAUUGAGUCUGGACUUCAGAAUCAGUCCAUACCCUCUAUAUGUAUGACCAUGUCACGUAACGACAGGUUUGUCGCCUUCACUAUCAGGGAAGAGGUCCGAGUGUAUGAGAUCGGUGCAGGAGCUAUACGGAGAGUUCCCUUGGGCGAGCACUUUGAUCGAUAUCCGUUGCUUGGAGCAGAGCCGCCAUCCGGAGGGGCAACUCCUUCAAGGGAUGAGCAAUACGCCAAUAACGAAACCAGACCAAAGGCAGUUAUUGAGCGAAAGAUUCAAUUCUCCGUCGAUGGAAAGCACUUUGUUGUAGCAACGCACCUGGGUGACCAUUGCGCUUAUGUUGAUGUCUGGGGCUGGAAUGCUGGACAAUGGAUAAUCACGCCUGACAAGUCAAGAUCGUUCAAACUUCCAUCAUGGGUGGCAAAUGAUGGAGACCUCACGUGUGUUUUCUACGACAGCUUCCAUUUUGCAGUCAUAAUGACAGCAUUCUUGGGAAGAGAGUCUCCGAUGCUAGUCUCUCUUGCUGACCCGAACAUCGUCAGCGAUCCGCUCAGCAUCAGGAUCGUCCAUGCAGCACAAUCGCCUUCAGGAACACGGUUCGUCAUGGCAAAUGGUGCCGGUGAGAUCUAUAUGUGCGAGUGCAAGGCUAAUACUGUCCUCACACCAUAUGAACUAAAGAAAGCGUCGACCAAGAUAAGCCUCGCUGCUUUCAAACCUGGGAAUUUGACACUGUCCUUCCCACAGGAAAAUGAAAUGCUUGUCUUCUGGGUCAAGGACGGUAAAUUAACACUCAGAGCAAUCAGGUACAUUGAGGGUGCCGAGGUAAUUAAUGAUUUUGACCUGCGCCCGGACUUUGACCGUCUAGUUGUGGAACGGGUCCCAGCUGGGAAUUUUCCAGCACAGCGAAGACAGAACUCAUCGCUUUCAAAUCAGUCAGCAGUGGAGAUGGAUGCAAUGGCGCCUAUUCGAAGACCUGACAUGGCGGAACUGCCAGGGAUAUAA
Messenger RNA from Aspergillus lentulus, 3000 nucleotides. The record is from RefSeq and is a predicted model, not a curated record. Lineage: Eukaryota; Fungi; Ascomycota; Eurotiomycetes; Eurotiales; Aspergillaceae.